CUAAUUUAAUUUUUUUGUUAAUGAAAUGGUACUGCUGGAGACAGCGCACGACUUGUAAACAAAUAUUUGCUGUAAACAAAUACUCUUUUCUGUUUUUUUUUAUUGGUUGCCGUUUUCUCAAGUAAUUAACUUUACCUGAAGCAAUGGGAGGUUCUACGGUUUCUGAUAUAAUUAAUUUGACUGUACAUGCCGGCCAGGUUUUUGUGUGGAAUGCCGAAGAUUGGAGCACGCUUCGCAGACAGCACCGCAUCGUGGGGCAGCUGGUGGGGUCGCUGGCUCGCUUCCCGCGCCAGAGCAAGUUCGCGGGACUGCCCCUGACCCUCCUGCCGGAAGAGGCGACCCUGCUGGUGGAGAGGGGACUGGCCUGCCUGCAGAGUGUCCCGGCCCUGUCUCGGGCGCCGAGCGACGCCGUCAGGAAGGACCUGGAGAGGCACAGGAAGCUCAUGCAUAAAGAACAGGUGGAGCUGUGCGUGGAUGAGCGCAAGCGGCAGGUGACGGAGAUGAUCGACCGCAUCAUGGAGGGCCGGCGCCGCAAGCAGGCGGGGCAGAGCUCCAAGAAGAGGAGGAAGUCGGGGGCGGAGGACGCGGAGCAGUCGGGGAGCCGGGGGCAGCCCCCCACGGAGCAGGAGCGGGCGGAGCGCAGCGCCAUGCUGGAGGCAGAGCUGGCCAAGGUGCAGGCCGUGAGCGAGGACAGCACCAUGGUGCAGGUGUUUACAGCCUGUCCGUGGCUUCGUGAAGACGACGCUCGUCCUGUGGAGUGGAGUUUUCCUGAGACUCCAGCGGAGAAGCUUCGCUACGCCACUUUCAAAGCUCUUUGGGAACAGGGUUAUUACGUCUCUCCCGGCCAGAAGUUUGGCUCAGACUAUCUCGUGUAUCCAGGCGAUCCAAUGAAGUAUCACGCGCACUUCAUGGUGCUGUGCCAGGACCGAAGCUCCCCCCUCCUGCCGACCGAGAUCUCCGUGUUCGGUCGACUGGGGACCGAUGUGCGCAAGACUGCCGUCAUGGCGUACUUCGCGGAGGACGGGGAGACCGUCAGGUUCCAGUCGGUGCAGUGGGCUCGGCUUGCUUAGCGGAGCUCCACUCGGCAGCUGCUUGCAGCUCCGUAUCCUCCAUGCAAGAAGCUAGGGAACCACCCGGCAGCACUGAAGAGUGAAGCAAGAUGGAACGAGUGACUACACUACUGCAGAACUAUACACCAUAAAGAUUGGCAUGCGAGUUUUCAAGGUUCUAAGCAAUAGAGUUAUUUGUGUUGGAAUUUCUCUGAAAUGCUGAUUUGAAUCUGUGUGAAGUCAUUAUAUGUGAUUGUGAUUUUAUUCAUCCCAAAAUUUGUAAUGUCCCAAUGACUUUUUUUUUAAAAAAUCCAACCCAUUGUGAUGUGGCCACAUCAUUAAUAAAUCUGAUUAAUCUUGUAAUCAUAUUUUUUAUUAAUGAUGUGGCCGCCUACUGGGUUAUAAAACAAAUUUAAAAAAUGAUGCAUUUAUAGCUUUCAUUUUUCAGAAAAAUAAGUUGCCUACCAUACUUUCAUCUCAAUGUUUGAGUACAUAACUGAAAAUUAUCUUUGAGAUUUAAGCCUGAUUGUACAAUUUUGAUAUGAAUAACAAUAAUUAUCAGUCUAGCAAUAAUAUAUUUUAAAAGUUUCAAACAUUCACAA
This is a messenger RNA of Bacillus rossius redtenbacheri, 1651 nucleotides long. It is a transcript of the gene Tsen34, whose product is annotated as tRNA-splicing endonuclease subunit Sen34. Gene Ontology annotation, biological process: tRNA-type intron splice site recognition and cleavage; tRNA splicing, via endonucleolytic cleavage and ligation. NCBI's taxonomy places the organism in Eukaryota, Metazoa, Arthropoda, Insecta, Phasmatodea, Bacillidae. The transcript is spliced from 5 exons. Gene Ontology annotation, cellular component: tRNA-intron endonuclease complex. Gene Ontology annotation, molecular function: tRNA-intron lyase activity; nucleic acid binding. The record is from RefSeq and is a predicted model, not a curated record. The coding region runs from base 144 to 1070 and encodes 308 amino acids.